CCCCCCCCAUCUUUACGUUAAUAGCUGUUCCUUGGAGCGGUCACGGGGAUUGUCAUGAUCGCCGUGGUUGCAGUAAUGCAAUCAAAUGGGUUUUCGCGCUCCUCCAAUCACACACACUGUGGACCUCUGCACCUGUACAAAGGCGCAGGUUCCCGCGGGGUUCAACCAGAGUGCAACACCGCUGCGCUGACGUGCCGGGUUAAUGUGUAAUUUUUUUUUUCGCUCCUCCUCUUGUGUUUCCCUAAAACCCCGGGACCUCUGAACCCCUCAUGCAAGCGCGCUCUCCAUCCAGAGCAGUCGCCCAACCAGGCCCUAUCGUCACUGGCUGGCAGCUAUAAGCCACAAGUUCAGUAUCACCCGUACCACCAUCUGCCAACACGUACCCUACGCUAUUGCGGUCACAUCACAAUUUCUACACUGUGUGGAGCACCAUCUGCAAAUGCCCAGCGCAGUCCUGUGUAACUGGACUGAAAAAACCCUGUUUCUUUCGCCGAUUCUGUGUGCGGUUUGGUCCAUUCAGGAAUUUUCCUUGAAAGCAUUCGCUUUCGUCUGUUGGAAUUAUACCUGGCUGAUUUUUUUUUUACGGGGUGAGCGGCGACUUAAGUGUUGACAACUCCAGGCAGGCAGAACCAUGCAGCAACCCGAGGCCACACCGGUGGACAGACAUAAUGAUACACGUAGGGAAUAUAUACCGGAGGACCACCUGCCAACUAGUUUGUCCACCGCGGUGCCUAGCGGUCUUUCCCGGCUUCUGCAGGAUUCUCCCACCGCUUCGCUGGCUGAUCGACCCAUCACCACCAGCGCCACUCCGGUGACUCCGCCCUCCCAGUCGGCUUCUCCCCGGCCUUUGAUCGACCCCAACGCGGCCGGCACGUGCCCGUGCCGGACCCCCGUCUUGCUGGACAUGUCGCGCUGCGAGCAGACGGAUUUCGACCUCUUGGACUGGCUCAAUAAGUCCGUCAUGCUGGUCAAGACCGUGCCGGGCCUGUCUCCGUUGCCCCGGGCCGACCGAGCGCUGCUCCUGGCGGCCGCGUGGAAGGAGCUGGUCAUCCUCUACAUGGCGCAGAGCCAGUUUGACUUUGACUAUCUAAUCCCGCAGGGCGGCCUGGACGAACUGGCGCAAAAAAUCUCGGGCCCCGGCUCGAUUCCCGUUCGGCACGGCCAAUGCUGCAUUCACUGGAGCUGGAUCGAGGGAAUCCCCACCCUGCGGAGCGUGGAACAAUUGAGGUUUAUCCUUCACAAGUUUCGAGAGAUCAGGCCAGACGACAAGGAGUACGCAUUGCUCCGGGUGCUAUUACUGUUUAAUGCCGAUCUCCGUGGUCUGAGCAACUCACCGGCCGUGGAGGCAGCUAACGAACGAGUUCACACCGCGCUGAUGGAGUACGAGAACGCCUGCUACCCGCGCGAUCCUCUCCGCCUGUCCCAUCUCCUCCUGCUGCUGCCGGGGGUCCGCGGAUUCAGCGCCAAAGUCUUCGAGAACCUCUUCUACAAACACCUGACUCGAGACAUGAACGUUGAGGGCGUCCUCAGGGACAUGCUCAGGGACUGACCUUUGGCCCGAGGUCGGGUCCCUUCGCUGCUUCACUUAAUUAGAACCGGUUUUCCAGAGGCUGUGCAUAGUAACGAGACUACAAGUGGACUUUCUGAAGGCUCUUUGAAAUAUGGGUCCCCGCUCCAUUAACAAGAUACUGGCUGCCAUUCCAUCGGACGUAGACCUACUCGAAAUCCCGGAUUAUUCGGAAAAGAAACACUCAAGAGGAAGGUCAUAUACAUCUUCGGAUGACAGUUUUAAACUUUUGUAUUUCCGAGACAACCCCUGUAUAACUUUUAUUGUUUUUAUGUCUGAAGAUUUAAAAUAAAUAAGUAAAUACCACAUAUUGGGCUGGACUCUGGAAGAAACAACGCUUGCUUUCAGUUUCAAAAUUUCGAAGCAGAUGUUCUAGCAAAACGUCUGAAACAAACAUGACAAAGACAUCCCUCACUGUCGGCCAAAACAGCUGCAAUCACAGGGCUAUCUUCAGUGUAUAGGACCUUACAUGAAGGCGCCAUUUCAAUUGAAUGAACACAGAACACAAAUUCCAUUCGAUGGCAAAGCCCAUGUAUGCUCGUUACAUUAAUUACUGGCGCGUCACACCAAGUACAUGUAUAUUAGGGGAUUUAGCACACAUAUAGGGUAUAGAUUUACCUAUAUUCCCUGUAAGUAUACUAAAACUAUAGUUGUCUGGGCUCUGACUCCUGACCCCUUCUUUAGUGCAUUACCAAACUGGCACCCGGUAAUACUACAUUGGCUGGUGCGCUGACCAAAGCUGAGCUGAAUGGCCUAUUAAUGAUAAACUGCAUGCAUUGGCAUCUAUUACCAUACCCUUCAAAAUGGGGGGGGGGGGAGUGACCACAAGCCAGCUUCCUGAAGGCACCAUCCCUGUUCCAUCCCUACCGAUCGACUCCCACAAUGUCGUAUUUGCAAAUUACAACUUUACAUAAGACUAGAGGGAAAAAAGGCGUCGAGGUUACUAUAACCACAGCAUAAAAUGCUCUGUUUAUUCCAAAAUCCGGAUAAUAAACAGAACCAAAAGAACUUAGAUUCGCGGAUGAGUUUCAACACUCAACGUGGGACGUGUUUUCAGCCGCCCGUGUCUUUUGGUGCCUAUGUCUGUUGGUACACGUUAUAACUAACGACAUUCACUUGCGGAGUGCUAUCACCAUGUAAGAUUAGUGAACAAAAUCGAUUUCCUUGGAAUCCAAAUUUCACAUUCAAUUUUUACCCGUAACAUUUAACUAAUGUACAUAGUAGGCCGGAUUCCCGGGUUAAAAAUUUUAAAACUGUGGCUCGCAGUAUCGACGUAGUGACAAGAAUAACAAAUGGUACGGCUAUCAUUCGAUAUGUACUCGGAUGAGGCUGAUGAACCCGCGGUACGCCGAGUUAGGGUCUUUGGCGCGCUAAAUACAAGGGGCAGCGUAUUCUAGUAUGACAAAAGUAUACCAUCUGAAGACGUAUAUGCUCACAGUCGACGUUUCAAUCAAUAUGAAAUGGUCGUCUUCAGAGACACGACCUUGGAAUGGCCACAAAUUUUGUUUGGCGGCUACACUUCCGUUUAGUCCGCCAUUCCAAGUCUGAACCAUAAUUAUAAACUGGAAACCACUGACCUGUUUUUUUCCUUGAAACCAUCAGCCUGGUCAUUUGAUUGAGAGUUUAUUUGUGGCAUUCCAUCCGAAAAAAAUACAAAUUAAUUCCAGAUUGUGUGUAAAGAUUCACAGUUUGCGCUACUUCCCGUUACUGAUUUAUCGACAUAACUUUAUAGUCCAGACGACCUGGCUAGAAUUGAAGACCUACUUUACUGAAAUGGUAACACGUGCUCUAUUAUGACCUACUGAAAAAUUGCUGCGCUAGUCAGGUUUUAUAGAAGCAAUAAUGCAAACGUGUUCUGCCAUGAAAAAGUCUAAACAAAAAAAUCAAUGAUUUUUCGUUGGUUUUUAGUAUGCAUAGAUAAGCCAAAUAUAGACUACUUAUGUUUGCUAUGUUUUCAAGUAUUAGAACUUAACACCGUCAUCAGGUAUUUCAAGGGAACGAGCUUGCCACGUUUAGUUCAUAGUGUCGUUUGAAAAAACAGUUCGGUUUUAAUCAUCGUAAUCUUUUGUUGCUCGUCAUGAAAUGAUGAAGACAGACUCUAAGUUAUUGAUUGUUGUAAAUGUGUUCGUUUUAUCGCGUAAAUAGGAUAAAAAAGAUCAGUGUGAAAUGCAUGAGAACAAAAAACAAAAAAACAGAAAAAGCGAGCAUCGUCUCGCGUUGCGGCCAUCUUGUCUUGUUACCUGUGGUCUUAUAUGUUUUAACAGUAUCUUCAGGUCCUGAGUACACGCUGUUCAACUAAAUUUAGGAAAAAUGGCUACACUAUUUAUUUUGGUCGUCAACUGCAAUUCAAACGUUCAAAAUAGUUACAAUGUAGCGAUGUACGCCAUCUUAAAUUAUCUUUUCCGUUGUAAUAUCGGCUUGUCAUUAAACGCUGGACUUUUUGUAUCAAAUACAGAAGCCAGAAAUGGAAAAUCGA
Molecule: messenger RNA, 4043 nt
Organism: Acanthaster planci (crown-of-thorns starfish)
Lineage: Eukaryota; Metazoa; Echinodermata; Asteroidea; Valvatida; Acanthasteridae
Product: nuclear receptor subfamily 0 group B member 2-like
Biological process (GO): negative regulation of transcription by RNA polymerase II
Cellular component (GO): cytoplasm; nucleus
Molecular function (GO): transcription factor binding; transcription corepressor activity
Source: RefSeq, a predicted model, not a curated record